Acanthosepion pharaonis is the source of this 1119-nucleotide messenger RNA. The record is from the annotation of a GenBank genome assembly. Lineage: Eukaryota; Metazoa; Mollusca; Cephalopoda; Sepiida; Sepiidae.
AUGCGCAGUUCUAUCUAUCCAAACAAUUCCGAGGAUUUUCAACCAAUUACAUGUGGAUUAUUCCAGUCAAAAGGAUAUGAACGUCGUUUGAGCAGUGAAAACGUUUUUUUCUUUUUUCUUCUUCUUCUUUUUCUUCUUCUUCUUUUCUUCUUUUCCUCCUCCUUCUCCUUUUUCUUCUUCAAACAUUUUUACUUCUUUUUUAACAUUCUUCUUUUUCUUCUUCAAAUCAUUUUCUUCUUUUUUGAUCAUUCUUCUUUUUCUUCUUCAAAUCAUUUUCUUUUCUUCUUCUUUUUUUUCUUCUUCUUCUUCUUCUUCUUCUCUUUCCUCCUCCUCCUGAUCAUUCUUCUUUUCUUCUUCUUAACAUUCUUCUUUUUUAACAUUCUUCUUUUUCUUCUUCUAACAUUCUUCUUCUUUCUGAUCUCUCUCUCUAUUUCCCUUUCUCUCUCUCUCCCCCCUCUCUCUCUCUCUCUCUCUCUCUCUCUCUCUUGCAGUUUUACCACUCGUCUCUGUCGGCGAACUUUUUUAUUUAAUCUGUUCAGUCUUUCACUCGUCCCUGUCGACGAACCACUUUCAUUAAUCUCUUCAUCUUUCACUCGUCUCUGUCGACGAACCACUUUCAUUAAUCUCUUCAGUCUUUCACUCGUCUCCGUCGCCGAACCACUUUCAUUAAUCUCUUCAUCUUUCACUCGUCUCUGUCGGCGAACCACUUUCAUUAAUCUCUUCAGUCUUUCACUCGUCUCUGUCGGCGAACCACUUGCUUUAAUCUCUUCAGUCUUUCACUCGUCUCCAUUUGCUCGCGAUUAUUCUAAGCCACUUCUCUUCCCAUGUCUUUCUCAUUCUAUCUCUCCCAAUAUAGAAUCAAUAUUUCUUCUCCUUAUCCCUCGUACUUCUCUCUCUCUCUCGUUAUCUACAUCUUGUCUCUCUCUCUAUCUGCAUUAUCUACAUCUUGUCUCCCCAUUCUCGUCGUCAUCUCUCUCUCUCUCUCUCUCUCUCGCGUUAUCUUUUAGCGGUUCUCUCUUAACCGUCUCUAAAUCAGUCGUACCAUUUUUCUUUCUCUCUCACCGCCUCUUCUCUAAAAAUUUCUUUCUUUUUUUUUCUCUCUGCUUCUUCCACAAAUAA